AUGAAUUCGAAUUUCUUUGCAUUGGGCGGUAAUUCACUAUUAAUGAUGAAACUGUUUUAUUUAUAUCAAACACAGAACACCAAACAAAUGAAUAUAACUCUGCUAUUCAAACUUGCAACAUUACGUGAACACAUUCAAUUGUUAAAUGACAGAAAUAAUGAAGUUAAAGAAGAUGAACAAGAAGAAGAAGAAUGGAAAUCACUGAAUAUUAAUAAAGGAUUCUGUUCAUACGCCCAAGAACGUAUCUGGUUAGACGAGCAAAUUCGAUUCGACACGAAAAACGAUUUGGCAAUUUACAAUAUUCCAAAUGUGUUUCGAGUGAUGAGCGGAACCUUGUCAAUCAGCCGCCUUCGUCAAUCACUUUUACUCGUUAUCGAAAAGCAUUCGAUACUGAGAACAUCAUUGAAUUAUGACCGAGACGAGCAAUGUUUAAGACAACAUAUUGAACCGACAAACAACGAGAUUUAUUCAUUUCAAGUGAGCUCGAUACCAUCAAAAGACGACUUCGAUGAAAUAUUGUUGAAUGAAGAAACAAAUGGAAAACUAUUCGAUUUAUCCAUGGGGCGUGUGUUUCGAUGUCAUUUAAUCCGUUUUUGUUCUUGUUCUUCCAACGACAACGACGAAGAGAGCAGUAGAACAGCAGUAGAUUUAUUGAAUGAUGGUGAUUUAAUUAUAUUUAAUUUUCAUCAUGUUGCAUUUGAUGGUAGUUCAACAGAAAUAUUCCUCAAGGAUCUGAAGGAAGCUUAUUUGACAAAUAAAUUAGAUACACAUCUGUCUUUGCAAUAUAUUGAUUAUUCUCAAUACGAACGAAAAAUGUCCAUGGACGAUGCGAGAAAAUAUUGGCAACAUUUAUUUGAUGGUUACGACGAACAAGAGGGACAGUUGCAACUCCCGUAUGAUAAUAAACUAUUAUUCUCGAACGUGAGAACAGGUCGAGGUUCAUCGAUAAUGUUUGAGUUGGACUCGAGCCUUAUUACGUCAAUGCUUAACUGUUCUGAGCGUAGCAACGUGUCAUUAUUUCGUUUAUUAUUAACAUGUUAUUUUGUGUUUCUGUUUAAAUUAACAAACGGCAAUAGAGAUCUGUGUAUAUCUUCUCUAAAUGCGAAUCGGUUUCGGCAUUGUGGCAGACAAAUAUUACGUGCUCGUCUGAAGCAGUCAGACUCGUAGGAUGGUUUAGAAUGUACAGGGGAUGCGUGGCCCAUAUAUAGGUCGUCGAAUUGGUUUGUUGUAAGCGAUUAUAUAUAUUCACCGACAACGUAGCAUUGAUAAUUCGAUUAAGAUGGGCGCAAUGAAUAUCAGUGGAAAAAGCUAUGUAGCGAAUGUGGAAAGAUCGGCAUGUGUGAUGCGAAAUAUUUGACUGCCUUCAACGAGUUAAAAUCUAUAGUUGGAAUGUUUGUUAAUCUCGUUCCGUUUCGAUUUAAAGUUUUCCCUCAAGAGUCAUUUCUUUUAGCAUUGCAGCAAGUAAACCAGUUUUAUCUGGACAUUUUAGCCUUCUGUAACUUACCAUUUCAAGAAAUUGUAAAAACAGUACAUUUUCAACAUCCAACUUCAACGUUACCGUUUAUACAUACAACAUUUCGUUUUGAGUCGUGCUCUACAGAAGACUAUAGUGUUAUAAUGGAUGACAAAACGGUUCUGUGUCGGUUUGACGGCAACAGAAGUGAUAUUAGUGUUUCUAAAUUCGAUUUGACAUUGGUGAUUAACUAUACCGCUGAUGACAAAACGAUGAAAUGUUCAUUUGACUUUUCGACCGACCUCUUUGAGCAAACCACCAUCGAUAUAAUGUCAAGACGAUUUCAAACUCUGCUGAAACAAUUGUUCUUAUCCUCUUCAUUUGAUGUUGAAAGGUCACCAGUCUAUGAACUAUCGAUUCUGCUACCUGACGAACUGAGACUGU
Molecule: messenger RNA, 1897 nt
Organism: Didymodactylos carnosus
Lineage: Eukaryota; Metazoa; Rotifera; Eurotatoria; Philodinida; Philodinidae
Source: the annotation of a GenBank genome assembly